This is a messenger RNA of Arachis ipaensis, 996 nucleotides long. The record is from RefSeq and is a predicted model, not a curated record. Lineage: Eukaryota; Viridiplantae; Streptophyta; Magnoliopsida; Fabales; Fabaceae.
UGAUUAUUGGCAUUCUGUUUUUAUUCACAGUUUAUGGAAGCUGUAGAAGCAAAAUCAUCUUCUUCAUCUGGGUAUGGUUCUAUGGUAAGCGUCCAUGGGUAUUUAGAGGAAGUGCCUUGUAUUAACUCCAUCUUGUGAAGGCAGAGAAAGCUAGAAGAUACAUUCCAAGAGAAUUCAAAUUGGCUGAAGCUUUUGGAAACACUUUGGGUGGCUUCUUUCUAGCUAGCUAUGAGGACAGUCCCGCCGGUGUCUUUGACGAGACCAUGGAAGCUAGUUUGGAGGGCCAAAGCUAUCUAGAUUUUCCUAUAACACAAAUGGUGUAUGAGCAACUUUGGGUAGAAAAAUAUGCACCAAAAUCAUUUACUGAGCUUCUUAGUGAUGAACAAACAAAUCGUGAGGUACUCUUAUGGUUGAAACAAUGGGACUCUGCUGUUUUUGGAUCUGAAAUUCGAAGUACAUCGAAUGAUGUUUUGUUUGCUUUGAAAGCGACAUUUUUCAGUUGCCCAAACUCAGCGACCUUUCAAUUCAAAGUUUUCAAGGACAAACAGAGGAGCCAAAUGGAGUAGUGGGAGGUAUAAAAAUUCAAGAAGUAUGGAUGAAGGUAGUAACUCACAGGGCAUUGAGGAUAUACUGAAUACAAGGACAACCAAUGUUGGUCCACCAGAACAGAAGGCUCAACCAGUGAAUGUUCCAACUAGUUUUAAGCAGAGGGCAAUGGUAGUGGAUGAGAUUUGGCAUGCUGCAGGUGACAAUGCUUCUGAUAUUGAUUGGUAUGCCAAGCGCACUGUCCUGGCAGGAAUAUACUCGACAACCGAGAUUUAUAUGCUGACAGAUACAUCUCCUGACUUCCAUGAUACAAUGGCCUUCCUGGAUGCUCGAGUGAAAGAUGCUUUUGAUCUAAAGAAAACCAUUCAAGAGCUCCACCAAACAUUGCUGGGAAUCAUUCUGAGAAGGGGAUAUGUACUUGUUGGGCACAAGGUUGUAAGAAAAAUAUAA